CUGGUUGUAGUUUCGUUAUCUGCAAUGCGGUGCCACCGUUCCAUAUAUAACAGACUCGUAUGUCUAGAAGAAUUCGUUAUAAACUCUUGAAACAACUUGGAAUACGUUUCGAGUCUCUUCAUAUCCACAGAAAUCAUGAAACACCUCUUUUUGCUCAUUCUCUUCAUUGGGACUUAUGCCAGCUGUCUUGCUGAUGCUUCUGAUUCCUUACCAGUGCCGCAUAUAAUGAAAAGAGCGGUGGUGCGACUUUGCGGGAAUCACCUAGUUCAAGCUCUCAGCGUGAUUUGCGAUGGAAGGUACUAUUACCCUAUACAAGAAGAGAAAAGGAGCAUUGAAGGUAAUCCCGGACAUGGUUCCUAUCCAGAAUGGAUGAAGUUUAUGUGGGAAAUCGAUGCUAAUUCCAGACCCAGGAACAAGAGAAACAUUGUCGAUGAAUGUUGCCACAAGUCAUGCACAUACAGCAGCCUGGUGUCCUACUGCGCAUAGAAUCGUUAGUAAAUCCACCGGGUGAUCUCAAUACCUGCCCUGUACAUCUCAUUUGCAACCAAACAGAAAAUAAAAUAUAUU
This is a messenger RNA of Uloborus diversus, 567 nucleotides long. Its product is annotated as bombyxin B-2 homolog. The record is from RefSeq and is a predicted model, not a curated record. Gene Ontology annotation, molecular function: hormone activity. The coding region runs from base 136 to 486 and encodes 116 amino acids. The transcript is spliced from 3 exons. Gene Ontology annotation, cellular component: extracellular region. NCBI's taxonomy places the organism in Eukaryota, Metazoa, Arthropoda, Arachnida, Araneae, Uloboridae.